Molecule: messenger RNA, 2421 nt
Organism: Seriola dumerili (greater amberjack)
Lineage: Eukaryota; Metazoa; Chordata; Actinopteri; Carangiformes; Carangidae
Product: paramyosin-like
Exons: 1
Coding region: 1-2421 (806 amino acids)
Source: RefSeq, a predicted model, not a curated record
AUGAAACAAUCACCUCUUGAUCUCCAGAGCCAGCUACAGAUGAAGCAGGAGGAGGACAUAUUGCCUGGAAUAGAGAAUUGCAGAGAGGAAUCAGGGACCCAGCUAAAACGGGAGGUGGUCCACCUUGAUGAAGGGGAGAAUGAAACUUUUGAAGCAAAAAUCUGUGAUAUUCAGCAUCAAGUGGAAGAUGCUCAGAAUAAGGAUGAGCUAAUUGAAAAGCAAAACAGGGAAAUCUCUCCUAAGCAGGAAAUUAUUAAGGAGUAUAACAAACUCCAAACCGAUAUGAAUCAAAUACUCCUUGAAAACAGGACCUGUCAUGAAAACAAUGCUGAGCUCCAGUCAGAGGUAAGGGCACUUGAGGUGGAGUUAAAUGAGCUAAGGGCCAAAGAGAGGAACUAUACGAAACAACAAGAAGAGCUUCAUAAAGUGCAUAGCCAGUUGGAGGGGCUAAAUUCUGAGUUGGGUGUAAAGAUACUGGAGGUAACUGAGCUGAAGACUGAGAACAGCAGACUGCAGGAGUCAGUCAGUAAAAUCCCAGAGAUUAAGGAAGAACUAGCCCAGGUCUCUAACCUUUUGUCCCAGGAGCAAAGUCUUAGGCAGAAAAACGACAUUUACAUAAGACAGUUAGAGGAGGAAAAAUUGGUUCUGAGCCAGACGAAAGAUAACAUUACUGUUGAUCUGACCCGGCUUGAAUCUCUGCGAGAGAGCCAAAGAAUUGAAAAUGAAAAUCUGUUGGCAGAGAUUCAUAUUCUAAAGGAAAAUGAGAAAGGAAUAAAUGAGAAGAACAAGAGCCUCACUGCUGAGCUGACUCAUCUUGAACAUAUAAAGCAAGGAGAGAUUGAAAGUCUGAGAGCAGCAGUGAGUGAUCUACAGUGUCAAGUUGAGGAUGCUCAGCAAGUAAACUUGAAAAAAGGGGAGCAAUGUGAAAAGCAAAACAGUGAAAUUGCUAAUCAGCAGCAAGUGAUGGAGGUGUUAGAUACACUCAAAAUCGAUAUGAAACAAACACUCCUUGUUUUUAAGAACCAGCUGGAGAUGUGGCAGUUGGAUGACUUGAUGCCUGGAAUAGAGAAUAUCAGAGAGGAAUCUGGGGCUUUUGGUGAAAAUUUAGCACAACUGGAAAUGCCUGAGGGGCAGAGAGAUGAGAAUCUACAGGAGAUGCCUGCUGCAGGACCUCAACAGCUGGACACUCCUGUAGAGAAGGCUCAGCAAGACAACAGUGAUAAGGAUGGGCUGCUAGAAAAGGUUGUUGAACUUAAACACCUAACAGAGAAACUGCAGAGCGAGAACAAGAUGUUGUUGGCAACAGUGCAGAAUCUGCAGGGAGGUCUGAACUCUCUGGGUGAUCAGAAUAUGACCAUCAAUGCUGAGUUAGUCCUGCUUGAAUCUCAGACAGAGAAAAAAGAGGCAGAGAAUGACAAUCUGAAGGCAGAAAUUUAUGCUCUGCAGGCGAAAGAGAAAAUGUUAAAUGAGAAGAACAACAACCUCAUUGAUGAAGUGGCCGACCUCGAAUAUGUGAGAGAGAGAAAUCAACAACAGAUUGAGAGUCUGAGAGCAGCAGUCUGUGAUCUUCAGUGCCAAGUGAAAGAGUCUCAGGAAGUCCACAGGGAUAAAGAGGAGGUAACACAGAAGCUGACACAUGUAGAGUCUCUCAUGGAGAAAAAACAGAUAGAGAUGGAAAAGUUGAGGACAGCACUGCAUCAUCUUCAGGAAAAGGAAGAAUUUCUGAAUGAGCAGAAUAACAUGGUUACAGCUGAGCUGGCCCAACUGGAGUCUCUGAAAGAGAAACAGAAUGAAGAGAAUAAAAAGCUGAAGACAGCCGUGCAAGAUCUUCAGUACCGAGUGGAGGAGACUCAUCUACUAAUCUUGAAUAAAGAUGAGCUAAUUGCAAAGCAAAACAAUGAAAUUGCUUAUAAGCAGCAACUGGUAGAGGAGUAUUAUACACUCACAACGGAAAUCAGACAGUCACUCCAUGAUCUUGAGAACCAGCUAGAGAUGAGGCAGGAGGAGGAAAAACUGGCUGGAAUAAAGAAUUUCAGAGAGGAAUCAAGGUUUUUUUUUGAAACUACGGAACAACUGGAAAUGCCUGAGGAGCAGAGAGAUGAGAGCCUACAGGCGACACCUGCUGCAGAACCUCAACAGCUAGAGACUCCUGUUAGAGAACCUCAACAGCUGGAGACCCUUGCUGCAGAACCUCAACAGCUGAAGACUCCUGUUAGAGAACCUCAGUGGUGUCAUUCUGCUAAACGGCUACUGAAUGUAGGUUUGCAUAUUGGCAUUGCCACAGUGGCUACGCUUAUUCCUGCAGCUAUCCUGACCACACAACUGACUGCCAACUGCAGCACAAACCCUAGCUGCUGUGAGUGUGCCUUCCAGCUGCUAGAGCCCUAUUGCCAAUUCCAACAAGGACAACGUCCCAUUUAA